This is a messenger RNA of Meloidogyne enterolobii, 384 nucleotides long. NCBI's taxonomy places the organism in Eukaryota, Metazoa, Nematoda, Chromadorea, Rhabditida, Meloidogynidae. The record is from the annotation of a GenBank genome assembly.
AUAAGAGGGUUUGAUUGGGUUGUCAAAGUGAGAGAAAGGGGUUGGCGGUAAGUUGAAAGGGAAAUCUCGCUGUAUUUCUAACGGUCUUUGCUCGCUUGACCUUCUUAUUUUAUACUAAAUUUUUUAAGUGGGCGGGGCUUUAAUUUAAUUAUCUCUCGUAAAUGAAAUCCACGAAAUUUGAGUAAUCAUUCAUAAAUAAUUUAGCACUCUAUAAACUUAUACAAAAUGGCUAUUAAUAUGAGUGAUAAACGAUAUAUUUCCGAAAUAAUAAUUCCAGAAAUUGAAUUCAAUGUCAAUACUAACGGAAUCACACUUCAAGCAAAAUCUAGACUUAGCACUCCACGUUUUCUUCCAUUCGAUCAGUGUGGACGUUGUAGAGAGUGA